Molecule: messenger RNA, 1854 nt
Organism: Cryptosporidium ubiquitum
Lineage: Eukaryota; Apicomplexa; Conoidasida; Eucoccidiorida; Cryptosporidiidae
Product: U2 SNRNP protein
Exons: 1
Coding region: 1-1854 (617 amino acids)
Biological process (GO): mRNA splicing, via spliceosome
Cellular component (GO): precatalytic spliceosome; catalytic step 2 spliceosome; U12-type spliceosomal complex
Source: RefSeq, a predicted model, not a curated record
AUGGUGGAAUUAACAAAUGUAAAAGAGACAAAAGAAAUAGAUGAAAGUGAGAUGGAGAAAAGGGUGGAGGGAUUAUCGGAGCAAAUGAAGAAUCAGCAAGAGUAUGGAAUUAGGAAUAAAAAAGCAGAAUAUAAGAAGUUGCAAAAUAAGUUAAAAAAACAGAGGAACAAAGAAAAUCGUAAAAGAAGAAGAGCUGGACUAGAAGAAGAGAAUAAGCAAGUGGUCUUAAAUAACAAAGAUAUGAAGGAACAACUGAAUCAAAAAGAGGAUAGAGAAAGCACAGAUGAGGAGGUAAUUUAUGAGAUCCAGGAAAAUGAAGAAUUGAGGAAAAUGUUUGGUGAAGCUUGCAAAUUUUUGGUUGGUUUAGAUUACCAAAAUACUCUAGAAAAAGAUCAAAGCAAUGACAAAAGUCAAAACAUACAAGGAGAAAGAAGUAAAGGUAAACAAGAGAUAGAAAGCUGUGAGAAAGUUGUAGAAAAUAAUAACGAAACUGACAAAAACAAAAGAGCAGAAAUAAUUGAUAGUAUUAAUAAUUAUGAGGGUGUGAGUAUGAAAUUAAUAAUGGAAGAGGAAGAAGAAGAAGAGGAAGAAAGAGAGGAAAAAGAGAGAAAAAGGAGACGUGAGUUCUUACAGGAAAUGAAAAAUAGGAACAACGGAGUAGUUGGUAAGAUGACUGUUAAGGAGCUAAAAGAGAGAACAAACCACCCAGAAUUAGUUGAAAUUUGGGAUACAACAGCUGAAGAUCCGGAAUUCCUCGUUUAUUUAAAAGGUUGUCAAGGAUCAGUAAAAAUUCCUCAACAUUGGAAUUCUAAAAGGAGGUAUCUUCAAGGAAAAAAAGGGUUAGAAAGACCUCCAUAUCAACUUCCACACUUUAUAGAAGAAACAAAAAUAGCGGAAAUCAGAGCUUUAAUUUUGGAAGAAGAAAGUAAGAUGACAAUGAAACAAAAACAAAGGAGAAAGAUACGCCCAAAACUUAAUAGGAUGGAUAUUGAUUAUCAAGUUUUACAUGAUGCUUUUUUUAUACACUCAACUAAACCACAUCUGACUCAAUUUGGUGACUUAUACUAUGAGGGAAAAGAAUUUGAAUUCAAAUUUAAAAAUAUACGUCCUGGUCGUCUUUCCCAACGUCUUAAAGAUGCUCUUGGAAUGCAACCAAACUGGCCUCCACCUUGGUUGAUUAGAAUGCAAAAGUAUGGUCCUCCUCCAUCAUAUCCUUAUUUAAGAGUACCUGGAGUAAAUUCUCAAAUACCUAACGGUUGUGAAUUCGGUUUUAGACCAGGUGAGUGGGGAAAGCCUCCACUUGAUGAUCAUGGAAACCCUAUUUGGGGUUUAUUGCCCCCUAUUGAAGAUGAUGAUAUUAAUUAUUCUAAAAACCCAAAGAUUACAAAUAACUCUAAGAGUAACUUAUACUCUUCUUUUGAUUAUUGGGGAGAAAUAGAAUACAACCAUUUUGAUGAUCUGGAAGAUUCUGAAGACCAAGAUCAUGAUGAACACAAAGAGAAACAAAAUCAUACUAGUAACAUUAUUACUAACAACACGAAAAACCCCAAUUACACAAAUAGUAAUAAUAACGACAACGUUACUAUAUGUUCCAGUAAUCUUUUAACAGGAGGUAAUAAUAACAAUUUGUACUUGGUGGAAAAUCCACAAGACAAUAAAAACAGUAAUCAAAAUAAUCCAUCUAUUUCUGUCAAUACUAAUCCUUUCUUGUUCAAUUACAACCAAAUUAGUAGUAAUCAAGACAACAAAAAUAAGGCUGGCCAACAGCCAUUAUAUACGGUACUUGAAAGAAAGGAUUUAAAAAUGGAUGAUAAUUCAAUUUUCCCAUCUACAUAUAUAUAUAACCAUAAAUAG